This is a messenger RNA of Vitis riparia (riverbank grape), 1008 nucleotides long. RefSeq lists its product as uncharacterized. The coding region runs from base 277 to 885 and encodes 202 amino acids. NCBI's taxonomy places the organism in Eukaryota, Viridiplantae, Streptophyta, Magnoliopsida, Vitales, Vitaceae. The record is from RefSeq and is a predicted model, not a curated record. The transcript has 5 exons.
CAAGGCCUGUGUGGAUGAGAAAGCAGAGGUCCCUUUUACCACUCCUCUGCCUCUCCCUCUCCCUCCAAUCUCCUCUCCUCUUUUAAAUCAAACAACUCCUCUAACUCUCUUCCUCUGAUAAUCAUUUCUUUGUAGAAAAAAAAAAAGAAAGAAAGAAAAAUGGAAAACCCAAUGCAUAAACGAGAAGUGUUUCAUGAUUAAAACAAAAAUUGGGAGUGGGAUUGAUAUCUUGGAAGCCUUACAAUCUCUUUCUCAAGUCCUCUCCCCACAGAGAUAAUGGCAAUAAGAGCUAUUGGAGUGUCAAGCUUUCCCUCAUCCUCUUAUUUCACUCGAAAAUCUGAAGCCACCUCCUCCACUCUCCCUCUGUGUUUGAGACAUGGCCAGUGCAUGCAUCAGAUGGUUGGUAAACCAGUGACUUCACGCAGAAUCAUUGCCUGCUCAGCUGUUCAAGAAUCAUCAACACCCACAGUUGCUGCUGAGACAAAGGAGGUGAAACCAGCCCAAGAAAAAGGUCCUGCAAAGCCAAAACCUCCAGCCAAAGCUCCAGUAAAGCCACUGCCCCAGAUGAUGGAGGAGGAUGUCAUCCCUUCACUGAAAUCAAUCCUUGAAGCUCAAGAUGAUUUAUCGGAAAUCGAACUAUCAUUCCAGGACAACAGGUUGGAAGGUUCCUUUCAGAAGAAGGGCAUUCCCUAUUCAUUCUGGGCCUUUUUCCCAAAUGGAGUCCUCACAGGUCCAAAAGGGUUUUCUCUGUCCUCCUAUGGAUCAGGGUCAAGCACAGUAGAGCCCUUUCUCAUUGAUGAGAAGAGAAUCACCGCAAAGCAUGUGGUCUUCUGGGUUGAGAAGCGUUUGGCAGCUCAAGGAAUCAUUCCUGUGUGGAAAGAAUAGUUUCAUAUUUGUGCUCUUCCAUUCAAUUCACAUCAUGUAAAAUCAUCACCUUGUCCACACAAAUUUCGGCUUUGGAAAAAUAAAUUAAGAGAAAAAUUAAGAUUUGCAAGUCCAUAUCUUGUA